AUGUUCGUUUCUAUCUGUGCCGAAAGUGGUAGGAAGAAGACAAAGCACUGCUGCUUCUCAUCUCCAAUACAGGGUCUACCACUCUCGCUUUUAGAAGCCUCCAUGCUCGUUCCAGCCAUGUCUAAAAAAACAAAACAACAACAUAUGUGGACCGAUGAUGAGAUUAGUGUGCUUGUUAAUACUUUAUUGGACUUGUACAAUGUUGGAACGUACAAUGUCGAUAAUGGGUUCAAAACUGGUUACUUGGUUGUGUUGGAGAAAGCAAUAAAAGAUAAGAUGCCUAAGAUAGACAUCAAGGCAAAGCCUCACAUAGAGUCGAAGCUAAAACUAUUGAAGAAGGACUUCUCAGUGGUGUAUGACAUGAUCUAUGGUCCGAUUACAAAGUGUGUUGUAGCUGAAGCUCCUAUUUGGGAGGAGUACAUAAAGCGUCAUAAACGGGCAGCUAAUUUCAAGAACAAAGAGAUCCCGCAUUUUGAGGCAUUAUGCACCAUUUAUGGUAAGGAUCGAGCUAAUGGAAGUAAUGCCUAAGAUCCCACAGAUGUCGUCGAGGAAAUGAGAAAUGAAGAAGUCCUAAACCAAAGUGAUGAUAGCGGGUAUGUACCUGAUGUAGACUGGUUGAAUGAUAUGCAUGAAAUGAACAUCCCACUGUUUGGGGUAAGGCCUGAAGAUUCUCAUUCCUAAGAGCCAAUGUUAGCUACUAAAGGAGAUACAAAUCCUUCUGCAACUAAUUUUGGAUCUCAAGGUGAUGGUGAGUCAAGCAGGCA
Messenger RNA from Tripterygium wilfordii, 764 nucleotides. RefSeq lists its product as uncharacterized. The record is from RefSeq and is a predicted model, not a curated record. The transcript has 4 exons. Bases 1 to 528 code for a protein of 175 amino acids. Lineage: Eukaryota; Viridiplantae; Streptophyta; Magnoliopsida; Celastrales; Celastraceae.